Electrophorus electricus (electric eel) is the source of this 899-nucleotide messenger RNA. It is a transcript of the gene rpl7a, whose product is annotated as ribosomal protein L7a. The record is from RefSeq and is a predicted model, not a curated record. Gene Ontology annotation, biological process: ribosome biogenesis. Gene Ontology annotation, molecular function: RNA binding. Gene Ontology annotation, cellular component: ribonucleoprotein complex. Lineage: Eukaryota; Metazoa; Chordata; Actinopteri; Gymnotiformes; Gymnotidae.
UCUGCGAAGUCUACAACAGAUUUUUACAGGCUUUUCCUACUUUCUCAGCCUAAAGGGAAGAAGGCUAAGGGGAAGAAGGUGGCACCUGCCCCUUCUGUAGCCAAGAAGCACGAGGUCAAAAAAGUUGUGAACCCCCUGUUUGAAAAGAGGCCGAAGAACUUUGGCAUUGGUCAGGACAUCCAGCCAAAACGGGAUCUGACCCGGUUUGUAAAAUGGCCACGGUAUGUUCGUCUGCAGCGCCAGAGGUCAAUACUGUACAAACGCCUGAAGGUCCCACCUGCGAUCAAUCAGUUUACGCAGGCACUGGACCGCCAGACUGCUACCCAGCUGUUCAAACUGGCACACAAGUACAGGCCUGAGACCAAGCAGGAGAAAAGGCGCAGGCUGCUGGCUCGUGCUGAACAGAAGGCUGCUGGGAAGGGCGACACCCCAACCAAGAGGCCGCCUGUCCUCCGCGCAGGUGUGAACACAGUUACUUCACUGGUGGAGAGCAAGAAGGCUCAGCUGGUUGUGAUCGCCCACGAUGUGGACCCAAUCGAGCUGGUAGUGUUCCUGCCCGCUUUGUGCCGCAAGAUGGGUGUCCCCUACUGCAUUGUCAAAGGCAAGGCUAGACUGGGCAGACUGGUGCACAGGAAGACCUGCACCUCUGUCUGCUUUACACAAACCAACCCUGAGGACAGAGCUGCUCUUGCCAAGCUGGUGGAAGCCAUCAAGACCAACUACAAUGACAGAUAUGAGGAGAUCCGUCGUCACUGGGGAGGUAACAUCAUGGGUCCCAAGUCUACCGCUCGCAUUGCUAAACUUGAGAAGGCCAAGGCUAAGGAGCUGGCUACCAAAUUGGGCUGAACCAGCACACUUCUGCCUGUUUAUUAGUAAAACAAUUAAAAAAAACAACAACA